UCCGGACCUUGUCGACAAUACACCUGUUUUUUGACAGGUACACGGCCGUCAGACUGUUAUGUAGGUUUAAAUACAGCACGACAAGUGUAAGCAUUUAAAAUACUAUCUAGUUGACAUUGUCGCACUUUGGUCGCGAUCAUUAGAGGAUAAAUACGUUCGUCGGAUUUGACAGGCUCAUUUACCGACGUUGCUACUGAAAGACAGCGUUCGAACGCACCUGUGAACGAUGCCUCACUGGGGAUACACGGAGAAAAAUGGUCCCUCUACUUGGAACAAGGAUUUCCCGAUUGCCGAUGGCAGCCGACAGUCGCCGAUCGACAUCGUGACGUCAGAGGCGGUGUACGACACUGAUCUGCUGUCCAGCAAGCGCCUCUACGUUGACUAUAUACCGGAAGACGACGUCCAACUGCAAAACAACGGACACAGCGUCAUGUGUCAGAUCACCAAGAUUGGAUAUUUGAAAGGCGGUCCCCUGGGCAACCAGCACUUCCGCUUAGAGCAGUUCCACCUGCACUGGGGAGCAGACGACAACCGGGGAUCGGAGCAUACGAUUGACGGGAAGAUGUUCGCAGCCGAGCUUCACUUGGUGCACUGGAACACGAAGUACGGCACCUUCGCCGAGGCUGUAACCAAGAGUGACGGACUGGCCGUCCUCGGAGUCAUGAUAAAGCCCGGCCAUAAGCACCGCGGCUUUUCAGCAGUAUCGGACAACUUGAACGAGUUGAGCACAUCCGGUAGCAAGGCCAGCUUCCCCAUUUCAUUCGACCCCACCAGCCUGUUGCCAGACAACAUCAGCGCCUACUGGACGUACGAGGGCUCCCUCACCACCCCGCCCCUGUUUGAAAGUGUUCAAUGGAUUGUCUUCAAGGAACCCGUGGAAUUCUCUGAUCAACAGCUGAACGCUCUACGCAGACUCACUAGUUCCGACGGCCAUGACAUGCAGGACAACUAUCGACCACCCGUGCCAACUAAAGGGAGAAAAGUCAGGUCCACUUUUCGAUUGUCUGAACAACGAGUAUUGUCUGAACAACGGCAAGUGUCUGAACGGAAGCCUAAACCCGCCCACUGGGGUUACACAGGGAACAACGGUCCCUCCACAUGGAACAAGGAUUUCCCUAUCGCCGAAGGCAGUCGACAGUCCCCAAUCGACAUCGUGACAUCAGAGGCGGUGUGCGACAUUGGCCUUAUGGCCAGCCAUCCCCUCAGCGUCGACUACACACCGGAAGACGAGACACAACUGCAGAACAACGGGCACAGCGUCAUGUGUCAGAUUACAAAAGCCGGAUAUUUGACGGGCGGUCCUCUCGGCAAGCAGCAGUUCCGUCUGGAGCAGUUCCAUCUGCACUGGGGAGCAGACGACAAUCGGGGAUCGGAGCAUACGAUUGACGGGAAGAUGUUCGCAUCCGAGCUUCACUUGGUGCACUGGAACACGAAGUACGGCACCUUCGCUGAAGCUGUAACCAAGAGUGACGGACUGGCCGUCCUCGGAGUCAUGAUCAAGCCCGGUCUGAAUCACCGCGGCUUCUCCGCAGUGUCGGAAAACUUGAGCAGCUUAAAAAAGCCCGGCAGCAAAGCCUCCUUCCCUAUCUCCCUUGACCCAACCAGCUUGUUGCCAGACAACAUCAGCGCCUACUGGACCUACGAGGGCUCCCUCACCACACCGCCCCUGUUUGAAAGUGUUCAGUGGAUUGUCUUCAAAGAACCCGUAGAAUUCUCGAAUCAGCAGUUAAACACUCUUCGCAGUCUCACUAGUUCCGACGGUGAUCACAUGCAGGACAAUUACCGACCAACCGUGCCAACUAAAGGAAGAAAAGUCAGGUCAACCUUUCAAUUGCCUGAACAACAGCUCUUGCCUGAAAAACAUCAAGUGUCUGAACAGAAGCCUAAAACCGCACACUGGGGAUACACAGAGACAAAUGGUCCCUCCACUUGGAACAAGGAUUUCCCGAUUGCCGGAGGCAGCCGACAGUCGCCGAUCAAUAUCGUGACGUCAGAGGCGGUGUGCGACAUUAGCCUAGUGGCUAGCAUUCCCCUGAGUGUCGACUACACACCGGAAGAUGAGACACAAUUGUCGAACAACGGACACAGCGUCAUGUGUCAGAUCACCAAGACCGGGUAUUUGACGGGCGGUCCUCUUGGCAAGCAGCAGUUCCGCCUAGAGCAGUUUCACCUGCACUGGGGAGCAGACGACCACCGGGGAUCGGAGCAUACGAUUGACGGGAAAAUGUUCGCAUCCGAGCUUCACUUGGUGCACUGGAAUACGAAGUACGGCACCUUCGCUGAGGCUGUAACAAAGAGUGACGGACUGGCCGUCCUCGGAGUCAUGAUCAAGCCCGGCCUUACUCACCGCGGCUUCUGCGCCGUGUCGGACAACGUGAGCAGCUUGAGAACGCCCGGCAGCAAGGCAACUUUCCCCAUCUCCCUUGACCCCACCAGCUUGUUGCCAGACAACAUCAGCGCCUACUGGACCUACGAGGGCUCCCUCACCACACCGCCCCUGUUUGAAAGUGUUCAAUGGAUAGUCUUUAAAGAACCCGUGGAAUUCUCUGAUCAUCAGUUAAACGCUCUUCGCAGUCUCACGAGUUCCGACGGUCAUUACAUGCAUGACAAUUACCGACCCCCCGUGCCAACUAAAGGAAGAAAAGUCAGGGCAACCUUUCAAUUGUCUGAACAACGACAAGUGUCUGAACAGAAGCCUAAAGCCGCUCACUGGGGAUACACAGAGACAAAUGGUCCCUCCACUUGGAAUGAGGAUUUCCCGAUUGCCGAAGGCAGCAGACAGUCGCCGAUCGACAUCGUGACGUCAGAGGCGGUGUGCGACAUUGGCCUUAUGGCAAGCAAUCCCCUGAGCGUUGACUACACACCGGAAGAUGAGGCACAUUUGUCGAACAACGGACACAGCGUCAUGUGUCAGAUCACCAAGACCGGAUACAUGACGGGCGGUCCUCUCGGCAAGCAGCAGUUCCGCCUGGAGCAGUUCCACCUGCACUGGGGAGCAGACGACAACCGGGGAUCGGAGCAUACGAUUGACGGGAAGAUGUUCGCAUCCGAGCUUCACUUGGUGCACUGGAACACGAAGUACGGCACCUUCGCUGAGGCUGUAACAAAGAGUGACGGACUGGCAGUACUCGGAGUCAUGAUCAAGCCCGGUCUCACUCAUCGCGGCUUCUCCGCCGUGUCAGACAACCUGAGCAGCUUGAGAACGCCCGGCAGCAAAGCCACUUUCCCUAUCUCCCUCGACCCCGCUAGUCUUUUACCUGUCAACAUCAGCGCCUACUGGACCUACGAGGGCUCUCUCACUACCCCGCCCCUGUUUGAAAGUGUUCAAUGGAUAGUCUUUAAGGAACCCGUGGAAUUCUCUCAUCAACAGCUGAAUGCUCUGCGCGGUCUCACUAGUUCCGACGGCCAUCACAUGCAGGACAAUUACCGACCACCCGUACCAACUAAAGGGAGAAAAGUCAGGUCAACCUUUCAAUUGCCGGAACAACGGCUGUUGCCAGGAAAACAGAAGGUGUCUGAACAGAAGCCUAAAGCCGCUCACUGGGGAUACACAGAGACAAAUGGUCCCUCUACCUGGAACAAGGAUUUCCCGAUUGCUGAAGGGAUUCGACAGUCGCCGAUCGACAUCGUGACGUCAGAAGCGGUGUGCGACAUUGGUCUUACAGCCAGCGAACCCCUCAGCGUCGACUACACACCGGAAGACGAGACACAACUGCAAAACAACGGACACAGUGUCAUGUGUCAGAUCACAAAGACCGGAUAUUUGACCGGCGGUCCUCUUGGCAAGCAGCAGUUCCGCCUGGAGCAGUUCCACCUGCACUGGGGAGCAGACGACAACCGGGGAUCGGAGCAUACGAUUGACGGGAAGAUGUUCGCAUCCGAGCUUCACUUGGUGCACUGGAACACGAAGUACGGCACCUUCGCUGAGGCUGUAACCAAGAGUGACGGACUGGCUGUUCUCGGAGUCAUGAUCAAGCCCGGCCUCAAUCACCGCGGCUUCUCCGCAGUGUCGGACAACGUCAGCAGCUUGAGAACGCCCGGCAGCAAGGCCAUCUUCCCCAUCUCCCUCGACCCCACCAGCUUGUUGCCAGACAACAUCAGCGCCUACUGGACGUACGAGGGCUCUCUCACUACCCCGCCCCUGUUUGAAAGUGUUCAGUGGAUUGUCUUCAAGGAACCCGUGGAAUUCUCUGAUCAACAGCUGAACGCUCUGCGCAGUCUCACUAGUUCCGACGGCCAUCACAUGCAAGACAAUUACCGACCACCCGUACCAACUAAAGGGAGAAAAGUCAGGGCCACCUUUCAAUUGCCUGCACAACGUCAAUUGUCUGAACAGAAGCCUAAAACCGCUCACUGGGGAUACACAGAGACCAAUGGUCCCUCAACUUGGAACAAUAAUUUCCCCAUCGCCGAAGGCAGUCGACAGUCGCCGAUCGACAUCGUGACGUCAGAGGCGGUGUGCGACUUAGAUCUUCUGGUCAGGAAUCCGCUUAGUGUCAAGUACACACCGGAAGACGAGACACAACUGUCGAACAAUGGGCACAGCGUCAUGUGUCAGAUUACCAAGACAGGAUAUUUGACCGGCGGUCCUCUUGGCAAGCAGCAGUUCCGCCUGGAGCAGUUCCACCUGCACUGGGGAGCAGACGACAACCGGGGAUCGGAGCAUACGAUUGACGGGAAGACGUUCGCAUCCGAGCUGCACUUGGUGCACUGGAACACGAAGUACGACACUUUCGGUGAAGCUGUAACGAAGAGUGACGGACUGGCCGUCCUCGGAGUCAUGAUCAAGCCCGGCCUAAAUCACCGCGGUUUCUCCGCCGUGUCUAACAAUUUGAGCAGCUUGAGAACGCCCGGCAGCAAGGCAACUUUCCCCAUCUCCCUCAACCCAACCAGCUUGUUGCCAGACAACAUCAGCGCCUAUUGGACCUACGAGGGCUCCCUCACUACCCCGCCCCUGUUUGAAAGUGUUCAAUGGAUCGUCUUCAAGGAACCCGUGGAGUUCUCUCAUCAACAGCUGACCGCUCUUCGCAGUCUCACUAGUUCCGACGGCCAUCACAUGCACAACAACUACCGACCACCCGUGCCUACUAAAGGGAGAAAAGUCAGGUCAACCUUUCAAUUGCCUGAACAAAAGGUUGUGCCUGAAAAACGACAAGUGUCUGAACAGAAACCUAAAACCACUCCCUGGGGAUACACAGCGACAAAUGGUCCCUCCACGUGGAACAAGGAUUUCCCUAUCGCCGAAGGCAGUCGACAGUCGCCGAUCAACAUCGUGACGUCAGAAGCGGUGUGCGACUUUCGUCUUAUGAACAGCACACCCCUCAGCGUCGACUACAAAAUGGAAGACGAGAUACAACUGCAGAACAAUGGGCACAGCGUCAUGUGUCAGAUAACCAAGACGGGAUAUUUAACGGGCGGUCCUCUUGGCAAGCAGCAGUUUCGCCUGGAGCAGUUCCACCUGCACUGGGGAGCAGACGACAACCAGGGAUCGGAGCAUACGAUUGACGGGAAGAUGUUCGCAUCCGAGCUUCACUUGGUGCACUGGAACACGAAGUACGGCACCUUCGCUGAGGCUGUAACCAAGAGUGACGGACUGGCCGUCCUCGGAGUCAUGAUCAAGUCCGGCCUCAAUCACCACCGCGGUUUCUCCGCAGUGUCUGACAACUUGGGCAAAUUGAAAAAGCCCGGAAGCAAAGCCACCUUCCCUAUACCCAUCGACCCCAAGAGCUUGUUACCAGUCAACAUCAGCGCUUACUGGACCUACGAGGGCUCCCUAACCACCCCGCCUCUGUUUGAAAGUGUUCAGUGGAUUGUCUUCAAUGACCCAGUGGAAUUCUCUGAGCAUCAGCUCAAAGCCCUCCGAAGUCUCACUAGUUCCGACGGCCAUCACAUGCAGAACAACUACCGACCCCCCGUGCCAACUAAAGGGAGGAAUGUCAGGGCUACUUUCCAACGUUUCUAAAUUACCUCCAUUACCAUACAGUAUUAAAUGCAUAAAAAGCGGUAACACGAAUGUACUAUCCGAAAACGCAUGAUAUCGUAUGUUAACGCGCAAUGUCAAUAACAAUCAGGUCCAACUAGUUGUACAAUAUGUUGUGUACACUGCUCAAAUGCAUUUUCCAUACAUUAUACUUUACAUUUUAUUAUGACAUAGUGUUUUCACGUGUAAUAGUAUUCAUUUUUUAUACUUCGAAAGAAACUUAGCGUGGGACGCUGUAACUUUUUUUUAAGUUAACAAAUUACAUCUUUAAAGAAUGCUCGCAGAUAUAGAAUAAUUGAUAUGUGCACCUAUAUCAUGUUAGGAUGGUAUUGUGUUCUUUCCCACUGACUUACAGCAUUACACGGACUGGAUUUAACCAGUUUCAGCCUUUUGGUUUCCGGUAUGUGGAAUUUUGCACAUAAGCAUAUCUGCUGUCAUGAUUUGUGUAUUCAGAAAUGUGUAUUGUCUUUUUUUUAAGCUCAGCUGUUUUCGGAGAAAACCCGGGGUAUUGUCAUAGCCAGCUCGUCGUCCGCCGUCAGCCGUGCUAAAACCUUAACAUAGGCUCUAAAGUCAAAGUGCUUCCACCUACAACUUUGAAACUUCAUAUGAAGAUGCACCUUGAUGAGUUCUACACGCCACACCCAUUUUUGGGUCACUAGGUCAAAGGUCAAGUUCACUGUGACAUCUAAUAUAAAACUUCAACAUAUGCUAUAAAAUCAAAGUGCUACCACCUACAACUUUGAAACUUCAUAUGUAGAUGCACCUUGAUGAGUUCUACACGCCACACCCAUUUUUGGGUCACUAGGUCAAAGGUCAAGGUCACUGUGACCUCUAAAAAAAAUUCUGACAAGCUUUCGCAGCCGAGCGUGGCACCCGUUAUGCGGUGCUCUUGUUAUGUUUGUUACUGUCUUAAUUAAAUGUUUGUUUACAAUCAAGACUAGAUUUAUAGAAUAAAUUUACGUAUCAGAUUUUGAUAUUUAAAUGUAGUAUUAAGUAUUUAACUUAUUGUUGUGUUUUCGUCUUUUCAUAAUUGUAUAUUCCUCAUCAUGUAGAUAUGCACAUAGAUGUUUUUUUUGAAUGCUUGUUUAUAAUCAAGACGAGAUUUAUAAAAUACAUUUUAUACAAGUU
Messenger RNA from Dreissena polymorpha, 7108 nucleotides. RefSeq lists its product as uncharacterized. The transcript has 44 exons. The record is from RefSeq and is a predicted model, not a curated record. Gene Ontology annotation, cellular component: cytoplasm. Gene Ontology annotation, molecular function: carbonate dehydratase activity; zinc ion binding. Lineage: Eukaryota; Metazoa; Mollusca; Bivalvia; Myida; Dreissenidae. The coding region runs from base 227 to 5962 and encodes 1911 amino acids.